AUGGCCAGUGAUGGCAGUGCUGCAAUCAGACCUGACACCAUCUGGCAGCAGGUUUGGAUGGGAAAGAUAUGGAAUUUUGUAGGCCUUAAGCUUGUGACUCCAGAGCAGCCACCAAAGUCCAAGUUCCUGACCUUAGGGUCUAAAUUCCGCUAUAGUGGCCGCACCCAAGCACAGACCCGUCAGGCAAGCACCCUCAUAGACAGGCCAGCACCACACUUUGAGCGUGCUUCUAGUAAACGGGUCUCCAGGAGUCUAGACGGAGCUCCCAUUGGUGUUGUGGACCAAAAUUUUAUGAAGGAUUUUUCUGGCGCUGGGGAGGUUUCAGCAUAUGGCCCUGAAGCUGUCAGAACUGCCAUGAUACAAGAUGGGGACGGCCGGAGGGAUGUCAGAAGUCCAGCUAAAGCUUCACAUUUGCAACUCAUUGAAGGAAAGAAAAAUUCCUUGAGAGUAGAAGGGGAUAAUAUUUAUGUCAGACAUAGCAAUUUAAUGUUGGAGGACUUGGAUAAGGCCCAGGAGGACAUACUGAAACAUCAGGCUAGCAUUAGUGAACUCAAGCGCAAUUUUAUGGAAUCCACACCAGAGCCGCGCCCUAAUGAAUGGGAAAAACGACGUAUCACAUCUUUAUCCCUACAGACACAAGGGGUAUGUCACUAG
Molecule: messenger RNA, 654 nt
Organism: Castor canadensis (American beaver)
Lineage: Eukaryota; Metazoa; Chordata; Mammalia; Rodentia; Castoridae
Source: RefSeq, a predicted model, not a curated record